Messenger RNA from Scylla paramamosain (green mud crab), 798 nucleotides. RefSeq lists its product as uncharacterized. Bases 1 to 798 code for a protein of 265 amino acids. The transcript has 5 exons. Gene Ontology annotation, cellular component: extracellular matrix. Lineage: Eukaryota; Metazoa; Arthropoda; Malacostraca; Decapoda; Portunidae. The record is from RefSeq and is a predicted model, not a curated record.
AUGGACAGCCACACCACAGCACUGGGGAAGUGGGAGCAAUCAGAGAGGAAGGAAUCAAUGCGAGUCUGGGAGCUGAAAAACCAGGAAGGGGCAAGACAGGACAUCAGCAAGCAGUACACUACACUUGGGCCAUCACAGCAGCUACUGAAUACAUCCCCUAUGCCUCUCACACGAAGAUCAACCACAUUACCAAUACCUAAACGCCGCUCCUCGGCAGUCACUGCCGCUGCAGCUCCCCGCCCACCAUGUCUCUCCAGGUUGUUGUUGCCGUGCUGUCCACCCUGGCGGUCGCCGCCCUCGCCGCCCCCAGCAACCUGCCGAGUUACCACGCCCCCGUCCAUCCCGCACCAUCCUACCACGCCCCCCGCUCACCCCACGCCCUCCUACCAUGCCCCCAGGCCCUCCUACCACGCCCCCGCGCAGUACGCUGACGUCUCGCCGCACUACAACACCCAGUACGCCGUCAAGGACGACUACAGCGGCAAUGACUUUGGUGCCCAGGAGGCGCGCGACGGCUACAGCACACAGGGCUCCUACUACGUGCUGCUGCCCGACGGCCGCCUGCAGCGCGUCACCUACCACGUGGACGGCGACUCAGGCUACGUGGCCGAUGUCACCUACGAGGGCGAGGCCCAGUACCACCCAGACUUACGGCCACGCUCCUGCUCCUUCCUACGGCCACGCCCCAGCUCCCUCCUACACCCCCCAGGCCAGCUUACGGCUAGACUGAAGACUCCACGGCAACUCCUGAAUCCACCGCAGGCCUCAUUUGUUCCUGCCGCCGUUGAGCUCCGUUGA